AUGUCUGUGCCGCAGAAGUACAAAGAGUUAGGUGAUUUUCACGAAUACUACAGUGGACAACGCACCGCACCUUACCUGACCAUCUUCAUUGGUGGCAACCAUGAGGCUGGUAACCAUUUGUUCGAAUUGCAUUAUGGCGGUUGGGUUGCACCGAAUAUCUACUACUUGGGUGCGGCGAAUGUCAUCCGCUGUGGCCCUCUUCGCAUCGCCGGUAUGUCCGGAAUCUGGAAGGGUUAUGAUUACAGAAGGCCCCACCAUGAACGUCUCCCCUACAAUCGCGACGACAUCCAGAGCAUUUAUCAUGUCAGAGAACUUGACGUUCGCAAGCUGCUCCAAAUCCGGACUCAGGUUGAUCUCGGUCUCUCCCAUGACUGGCCAAAGCAAGUCGAGCUUUCCGGCGACUAUGAAACCUUGUUUCGAAUCAAGAACGGAUUUCGUCAAGACUCACAAGAAGGAAAGCUGGGAAACCAGGCGGCAAAAUACGUUCUUGAUCGCUUGCGACCCGCAUACUGGUUCUCUGCGCACCUGCAUGUGCGGUUUGUUGCGUCCGUCCAGCAUGGUGAAUAUCUGAUCCCGGGAAAUCCUGUCAAACGGCAGGCAACCAGCCCUCUUCAUACCACCCCGCGAGCUCCAACUGUUCCUUAUCCAUUCGGACUGGAUGGCGCCUUCAACUCCCUUCUGACAGUUGAGGCAGGGGAAGUUCCCCGCCCGCGUCCACGGCCCACGAGAAUCGUCCCGGCCGAACCUGAGUUACCUUCUAUUCGGGCCAACCAGGAGGAACCGAUGGAAACGACUCCCUCCAAGUCCCACUCCGAGCCUACUGAGAUUCCGAAAGAGGCCGAAUCUCUGAAAGAGACUGAAACUCUGAAAGAGGCUGAAACUCCGGCUGAGCUGCGGGAAGUAGUCAGAACUGAGGACCAAAAUGCUGAGAAUAUCCAGAAUCGCACAGCGGCAUGGAAUGAUUUUCACACCGUUGCUGCCAAAAGCGAAGCUGCCGAAAAUGCUCGCUACUUACAGGAGCUAGGUCAUAAUCAAGGACUCGAUGCUUCCAAUUCGACAUACAACCAGACCUGGCGCAAAGUCGUUUCUGACCAGGACGGAACUGGCAGGACUUUGGAUAGAAUCGAACGGGACAGCAACACCACUAUUUCUGGAAGCAAGAAGCAAAAGCUCGAACAUGAAGCGGUGAAGAAUGUAGACGAAAUCGAUCUAGAUUUGGACAGCGACUCGGAGAAAGAGACUUCCAGCAAAGCUGAUGCUAAAAGUGAGCCUCAAGCCGCGCCCAAAUCCCCCAAGCUGGAUUCUUCUGAUCGGGCCGAUGAGAACGUUUCCUCCAUCCAACCUCAAACUCCUCAAGCUACUGAGUCGGGUGUUUCUGAGGAAUUACGCAGCCAAUUGCCUGCCAGCUUUGCCCGUCCUGCCCCCCAACCCGAAUUCUCCCAGCUCAACGAACCUCUGCCGGAUGCCAUCUCUAACAAGACAACCUACUUUCUCGCACUGGACAAGUGUCUUCCACAACGUGAUUUCCUCCAGUUAGUGGAAUUCAACACGAUUUCAGACCUGGAGGGCGCGCAGUGUGAGCGCCCUUAUCGCUUGCAGUAUGAUAAGGAGUGGCUUGCUAUCACGCGUGUGUUUGACGACCAUCUCAUUCUCGGAGACCCGCAGGCAAAGGUACCCUCAGACAAGGGUGACGCUUUCUACAAACAGCAGAUCGUAGAAGCCGAACAAUGGAUUGAGGAGCAUGUUGUGAAGCCCGGCAAGAUGACUAUCCCGGAGAACUUCGAGCCUACCGCACCUGUCUAUGAUCCUAGCGUUCCUAUCACCACCGGGGAGAUGCCAAUUGAAUACACCAAUCCUCAAACCGCCCAAUUCUGCGAGUUGAUUGGCAUUGAGAACAAAUUCCACAUGAGCGACGAGGAGCGCCAGGCGCGUAUGGCUGCCGGUCCCCGCCCUGAACGUCCCCGUCCUGAACAACACCGUUUUCACCGUCGCGGCGGCGGCGGUUUCGGGCCUGGACGUGGUCGAGGCAGUUAUGGACGCGGUCGUGGAGGUGGACGUGGCGGUCGCCGCUAA
Molecule: messenger RNA, 2073 nt
Organism: Aspergillus melleus
Lineage: Eukaryota; Fungi; Ascomycota; Eurotiomycetes; Eurotiales; Aspergillaceae
Gene: DBR1
Product: RNA lariat debranching enzyme
Exons: 1
Coding region: 1-2073 (690 amino acids)
Biological process (GO): mRNA splicing, via spliceosome
Cellular component (GO): nucleus
Molecular function (GO): RNA lariat debranching enzyme activity
Source: RefSeq, a predicted model, not a curated record